Molecule: messenger RNA, 1701 nt
Organism: Akanthomyces muscarius
Lineage: Eukaryota; Fungi; Ascomycota; Sordariomycetes; Hypocreales; Cordycipitaceae
Exons: 2
Coding region: 1-1701 (566 amino acids)
Biological process (GO): regulation of proteasomal protein catabolic process; proteasome-mediated ubiquitin-dependent protein catabolic process; protein deubiquitination
Molecular function (GO): protein binding; proteasome binding; cysteine-type deubiquitinase activity
Source: RefSeq, a predicted model, not a curated record
AUGGCAGUCAUACCUGUGGUGGCCAAGCACCAAGGCAAAAAGUACGAUGUUGAGGUCGACUCCGACUCCACUGGACUCGACUUUAAGCUCCAAAUCUAUUCGUUGACCGAUGUCGAACCCGAACGCCAAAAGAUCCUCGUCAAGGGCGGCCAGCUCAAGGAUGACGCCGACAUGAGCAAGCUCGGCCUAAAAGCCAACCAGGUCCUAAUGGUCAUGGGCACCCCCAGCGGCGCUGGCGAACUUGUUCGCCCCAAGGAUCAGAUCAAGUUUGUUGAGGAUAUGACCGAGGCUGAACAGGCUCAGCAGGUCGGCGCCACCCCCGCUGGUCUGAUGAACUUGGGCAACACCUGCUACCUCAACUCGACUCUCCAGACUCUCCGCGCGAUCCCCGAACUGCAGAGUGCCCUCGAAGACUACAAGGGAAGCGACUCGUCCGGUCUAAUGGCUGGCAUGUCACAGAUGGACCUGGCCUCCCAGCUUGCCGCUCUCUACAAGAAGAUGAGCGCUACGCAGGAUCCCUUUCCUCCCAUGAACUUUUUGAGUGCCCUGCGCGUCGUCUUUCCGCAGUUUGCUGAAAAGGCGAAAGCCAACAAUGGUUACGCGCAGCAGGACGCGGAAGAGGCCUGGUCCCAGAUUGUGCAGCAGCUCGGCGAGAAGGUCCAGAUUAAGCAGGAGGACGGUCCUAGCGCCUCAUUUGUUCAGAAGUACAUGGGCGGCGAAUUCACCUCAUCUAUGGAAUGCGAUGAAGAAGAUGCCAUUACAGCAGGCGAGAAACCCAUUGUCGCCAAGGACCAGUUCACGAAGCUCAACUGCCACAUCGACGGCCAGACGAACCACCUUCGCGACGGUAUUCUUGCUGGUCUUAGCGAGAAGAUUGAGAAGAAGUCGGAAGUCCUCGACCGAGAUGCGACAUAUACAAAACGAUCCAAAAUUUCCCGAGCCCCCAAAUAUCUCACCGUUCACUUUGUGCGCUUCUUCUGGAAGCGCGAAACGCAGAAGAAGGCCAAGAUUAUGCGCAAGGUCACGUUUCCCCAAGAACUUGAUAUUGUUGAAUUCUGCUCCGACGACCUAAGAAAGGCCCUCAUUCCUGUCCGCGACAAGGUUCGUGAAGUGCGCAAAGACGAGGAGGAUAUCGAGCGUGCCCGCAAGCGACGCAAGACAAACGCUAAUAGCGACAACAUUGCUGGCGGUGCUGGACUGCCUAGCGAGAAAGAGGUCAAGGAUAAGGAAAAGGCUGAAGCCGAGAGGAAAAAGCGAACAGGCGAGAAGCCCGCCGAGAAGUCGGCAGAUGGCGACACCGAAAUGGGCGAGACGUACAAGACGGAUGCUGAGGUGGAAGCUGAGCAAGCCGCUGCUCUCUUGACCGCCAAGAAGGAGCUGAACGCCCUCAUCAACCCCGAGCUACGGACUGACGACGGUGCCAACCAAUCCGGCCUGUAUGAGCUCCGCGGCGUCGUCACGCACCAGGGCGCCAGCGCCGACAGCGGCCACUACACGGCGUAUGUCAAGAAGACUGCACCCGUGGACCCCAAGACUGGCGCCGCCGGCGAGGAGGAUGGCAAGUGGUGGUGGUUCAACGACGACAAGGUGACGGAGGUGAUGGUGGACAAGGUCGAGGCUCUGUCGGGCGGUGGCGAAUCUCACUCUGCCUUGAUUCUGCUGUACAAGGCCAUUGAUUUGCCCAGUGUUGGUGGUCAGUAA